Molecule: messenger RNA, 2653 nt
Organism: Lagenorhynchus albirostris (white-beaked dolphin)
Lineage: Eukaryota; Metazoa; Chordata; Mammalia; Artiodactyla; Delphinidae
Gene: MACIR
Product: macrophage immunometabolism regulator
Exons: 4
Coding region: 200-823 (207 amino acids)
Biological process (GO): negative regulation of cytokine production involved in inflammatory response; negative regulation of fibroblast migration
Source: RefSeq, a predicted model, not a curated record
GGGUGGGGUCGGAGACGCCGUGAGUGUGCAGCGCGUUAUCUGGAGUAGAGCAGAAAAAUUAUUAUGCCUGUGUUCCCUUGGGACUCGUUGGAAAUUGUACAGUGACAUCUUCUGGGAUUUAGGCUGAAUGAAGUAUCAGAGAAACACUUCCCGCCUGUAGCUGCCUGUCAGGUUAGGAGUGUGCAGACUGGUGCCUAAAAUGGAAGUAGAUGUUAAUGGAGAGUCCAGAAGUACCCUGACCACCCUGCCCUUGCCCGUGGCCGAGGUGAGCUCCCCGGGAAAGGCAGAGGUGGAGAAGCCCCGCUGUUCCAGCACUCCGUGCUCGCCGAUGCGCCGGACUGUGUCAGGCUACCAGAUCCUCCACAUGGACUCUAACUAUUUGGUUGGCUUCACGACUGGUGAGGAACUCCUGAAGUUAGCCCAGAAGUGCACAGGAGGUGAAGAGAGUAAGGGAGAAGCUGUGCCUUCCUUGCGCUCCAAACAGCUGGAUGCAGGACUUGCCCGUUCCUCUCGUUUGUAUAAAACCAGAAGUAGGUACUACCAGCCAUACGAGAUUCCAGCUGUCAAUGGCAGGAGGCGAAGGCGGAUGCCCAGCUCAGGAGACAAGUGCACUAAAUCUUUACCUUAUGAACCUUAUAAGGCCCUCCAUGGGCCUCUGCCUCUCUGUCUUCUUAAAGGUAAGAGGGCUCACUCCAAAUCUCUGGACUACCUCAAUCUAGAUAAAAUGAACAUCAAGGAGCCAGCUGACACAGAAGUGCUACAGUACCAGCUUCAACACCUGACCCUCAGAGGGGACCGUGUGUUUGCUAGGAAUAAUACAUGAGUGACUUGCAGAGGAUGUAAACCAGUUUAGGUCAGCCUACACUUGGCUAGAAAAUUCCACUGUUGUACUCUGUACAGGACUCUUUACAUUAUAGAUGGUUAAAUCAGCUAAGUGUUCCUGGAACAUAAAAAUUGGAUCAAAUUUUGAAUACAGGAAUGAAAUCACAGGUACUUGAGGUGAAAUCAUUCUAGAGCACGCAACUGCAAGGAAAACAGAAUGUUGACCAUUAGUUUGUAUUGCUUUUUAGCUGGGAAAAAAAGGCUUUGGUACAGUAAUAUCGUCUUUAAAAUUCUGAUACUCAAAUUGGAAAUGUUAUCUGCUUGGUUGUUGCUGACUUGGUAUGAUUCAUUAGAAAUUUAUAUCUUAAGUACUCAAGUACUUCUUUAAUCUCUGUACUUUACUAUUAAAUAUAUGUAAUGAUUUGUUUUAUGAAAUUUAGAACUUGAAGAUUGCUAAAUUGGACCACGUUUUAUUUUUAAAUAUUGAGUUUAAAUAUUUUAUAACUGGUUUUGCACUGAAAAAAAUUAACAUUUCAAAUUGACAAGAGAAUAAUCUUUCUUCACUUGCUUCAAUAAUAUUAUUGAGCAGUGAAUUUUUUAUUUCCGCAUGGAAAGUUAUUGAUCUCUAUGGCUGUAAAAUAUUUCUUUAUAGCGUUAUUAAAGUGUGUCUUAAUAAAAUUAAAUUUGGGAUACAAAGUAUUUAUUUUACAAUGGGUGGGGGGAAACUUUACAGGAAAGUUUCCAAUAUGAAGUUUUCAUAAGUUGAAAAAGUUUCCUUAGUGCUUAUUUUCUAAUUUAAAAUUCAUCUGGAACUUUAAAAUGGAAAAGAUUCUUUAAAUUGUGGAUUAUAGGCAUAAUACUGAUUGCAUCUGAAUGUUCUGUAAGUGAAUGGAACUCUAAUAGAGGAACUCAUGAUUUCUACUCUCAAAUGCUUAAACUAAGUAUGAAGUGAUACCAUUCAGCAUGGCAUCGGGUCAUUUCAGUUUUAGUUCUGUGCAGCACAGGCACUCAUUGAAAUUCCACUUUCUAGGAUUAGUGCAGGAGCCUAAAGUGCUUCUACAGUUUUAAUGGGUUAAUCCUGGAUUACUUAACAAUUUAUGUCAAUUGCACUGGUUUAAUUUGUUGCUAAAGAAAUAAUGCCCUGGCUUUAGUAACAAAUACAGCUCAACUAUUCUUGAACAUAUUUUGAAAAAAAAAAUGUAUGUAAUGUACCUUUUGUAAAAGUUUCUAUUUCUUUUUUUCUUUUUUGACUCUUGAAGGUGCAAUUUAUUACUGAAUUGGUAUUUCUGGCAGCAUAGACCUCCUUAUUUUAAAUUUUAUUUUGGGGGCUGUGAGUUUCUAAGGUGUUAGCAAUCUUGCUUAUUAAAUAAGAACACCUUUUAAUUAAAUGAGUGGGUCAUUCCUGGUGCAGAUGUGACUUUUCUUUGGCCAGAAUGAAUGACAAACUAUUUAGAGCAGAAUAAGUAUUAGAAAACCCUAGGAACUCUUAAUCAACGUUGAUUAUACUUCCACUGAGGCAAAUCAUGUGAAAGAGCUUCAGGGAAGUUGGCCCAUAUCUUACUGAGUUGAUCAGAUUUCUUGGUGGGCUGGAAAUUUUCAGCUAUUUUACAUUUUAAAGUAAAUUGCACCUUUGUAACAUAUUGUAUUGACGAAUGAUCACUAAGAUUAACUAUAUCUAUACAGUCAUUAGUUUGACAAGAAAUAGAAUCCUGUCAGAUGCCAAAGAGUUGGGAUUUUUACGUUUAAUGAUUAAACACCAUUAUUUAUUGAUGACUUACCCUGUGGAACUGUAUUAUUUCUAACUAUGAAAUAAAAGGGUGAUAUAAACACA